GGCCGGCCUCGCGGGAGCACAGGCGCCGAUUGGCCCCGCAGCGCGCAGCCUGAUCACGUGGGGCAGCGUCGACCGGCGCGGGGGAUGCUGGAGGCCAAGAUGGCGGCCGAACUGGUGGAAGCGAAGGUGAGAAUGCGAAAGGGUGCGCGGCGGCUGCGGGAUACCGGUGUCCACGCGGGCCGGCCAACGGCACGGGGACCCAGCACCUUCCCCGUGUGUUACCUGGGGGCGGGGAGCGGCCUCGCGGCUCACACCAUGGCCGUGCCCACUCACUGCCGUUAUAUGGAUAGCAGCACCUCCCAGGGAUCAGUGCUGGCCGGGGGGAGAGAGAGGGGGGGGAGAGAGUGUGACCCGGAUACAUUUAUAGAGAGAGAGAGAGAGCUCCCUUUACAGAGCUCCCUCUACAGAUAGAGAGAGCUCCAUUUACAGAUAUAGAGAGAGCUCCCUUUACAGAGCUCCCUCUACAGAUAUAGAGAGAGCUCCAUUUACAGAGCUCCAUUUACAGAAAUAGAGAGAGCUCCAUUUACAGAUAGAGAGCUCCCUUUACAGAUAGAGAGCUCCCUUUACAGAUAGAGAGCUCCCUUUACAGAUAGAGAGCUCCCUUUACAGAUAGAGAGCUCCCUUUACAGAUAGAGAGCUCCCUUUACAGAUAGAGAGAGCUCCCUUUACAGAUAGAGAGAGCUCCCUUUACAGAUAGAGAGAGCUCCCUUUACAGAUAGAGAGAGCUCCCUUUACAGAGCUCCCUUUACAGAUAGAGAGAGCUCCCUUUACAGAGCUCCCUUUACAGGUAGAGAGAGCUCCCUUUACAGAGCUCCCUUUACAGGUAGAGAGAGCUCCCUUUACAGAGCUCCCUUUACAGGUAGAGAGAGCCCCCUUUACAGAGCUCCCUUUACAGGUAGAGAGAGCCCCCUUUACAGAGCUCCCUUUACAGGUAGAGAGAGCCCCCUUUACAGAGCUCCCUUUACAGGUAGAGAGAGCCCCCUUUACAGAGCUCCCUUUACAGGUAGAGAGAGCCCCCUUUACAGAGCUCCCUUUACAGGUAGAGAGAGCCCCCUUUACAGAGCUCCCUUUACAGGUAGAGAGAGCCCCCUUUACCUCCCUUUACAUGUAGAGAGAGCUCCCUUUACAAAACUCCCUUUACAUGUAGAGAGAGCCCCCUUUACAAAACUCCCUUUACAUGUAGAGAGAGCCCCCUUUACAAAACUCCCUUUACAUGUAGAGAGAGCCCCCUUUACAAAACUCCCUUUACAUGUAGAGAGAGCCCCCUUUACAAAACUCCCUUUACAUGUAGAGAGAGCCCCCUUUAUAUAUAGAGCUCUAUAUCUCUCCUGUAUAUCUGGAUGUGAUGGCAGGGACACUAAUGAUAUAAUAAGCUUUACACUGGGUGCCAUAGAGCUAGUUCCAGGUGCCAUCACUGUAUAUUCAGUGUUGGGAUGUUCAUUUAAUGAACUGAUAAUUAACUAGUCCCACAGGUUAGUUAUAGCUACACUGACUAGUCCCUCCCAUUUUAGUUAUAGCUACACUGACUAGUCCCUCCCAUUUUAGUUAUAGCUACACUGACUAGUCCCUCCCAUUUUAGUUAUAGCUAUACUGACUAGUCCCUCCCAGGUUAGUUAUAGCUACAUUGACUAGUCCCUCCCAUUUUAGUUAUAGCUACAUUGACUAGUCCCUCCCAGGUUAGUUAUAGCUACACUGACUGGCCUCCCUCCCAGGUUAGUUAUAGCUACACUGACUGGCCUCCCUCCCAGGUUAGUUAUAGCUACACUGACUGGCCUCCCUCCCAGGUUAGUUAUAGCUACACUGACUGGCCUCCCUCCCAGGUUAGUUAUAGCUACACUGACUGGCCUCCCUCCCAGGUUAGUUAUAGCUACACUGACUGGCCUCCCUCCCAGGUUAGUUUUAGCUACACUGACUAGUCCCCCCCCCCCCCAGGUUAGUUAUAUCCAGCAUUUAGAAUCCGUGUCGAUAUAACUUACCUGGGGGACUAUCUGCCCUGGGUCACCAAGGUCUACUAGUCCAAGCCAUAGCCUCCCCUCCUUUUUUUUUUUCCUUUCAAUUUAUCUGCUCUUUUUCAUAAGUGGUUUAACUGGCUUUCCUUUAUUUCUUUUGUCAUAUUUGACUAAAAUCAUCUUAGGUACUUUGGCUAUCGUUCUUUUACAAAACCGCAUGCUCUUGUAGUAAAUUGAACUAUUUUAAACAUUUUUGAAUUGUUUCUCUGGGAAUGUUUCAUUAUUAUUUUCAAUGUAAAAAAAAAACAAUUCUAGAGUUAAAGUAACUGUUAAUGCUAUGUUUAAACUAUAUAGUUUGUGUAAAUUAUAGUAUUACCGUAACAUGUUUCUGCUAUAGAUGGCUCAGGUGAAGGCAAACAAAUUCUCUAGUGGUUUAAUUCUUGCUGCUGAAUCUCUUCCACCUGUGUGUUGUUGCUCUUUUAAGUGUAUCUGUCACUUGCUUUCAUUAGCCUUUGCGUAUUUUGCAAGACACCCCCUCCCUUCCCACAGGUGACAUGCCUGCUUGUAUAGCGGAAGGUGGGAAGUUACAGGAGGAUUUACUUACAAUGUAGUCUCCAUUUGCUUUGUCUUUUGAAUGUAUUGGACAUUCAUUUCUUUAAAAUUUAAGGGGUGCUUGUAAAGCUUUUUAUUUUAUUUUUUUGCAAAUCAAAAGUAAACUUACCAGAAAAGGAUUUAAAUCAUGCAUAAACAAGGUGAUGGCACCAUAAUCUUGGUACUGAGCCCCAAGUGCUUAUGGUGUUUUGGAGUUUCCCUGGAUCAAAAACUCUUAUCUUGUGUUAAUCAUCCAUGUGAUCAUCAAAAGAAACAUUUUAAAGUACGUAACUUUUUUACAUUAAAGAUAUACUAAGCACCAUAACACCAGCUUUUUCAAAUGGUUAUGGUGCAGUGACUCUCUCGUUAAUUGUAGCAUUUUUCUUUUAGCUAUGCCAAUACAGAGAUUACUUUGGAUGUAACUCCAUGUCUGGCAGUUGGAAUCAGUCACCACGGAACCAUAGUUCAAAGUUAGCUAUACAGUAUUUGUGCAAUACUGCAACGAUCAGUUUGUCUAUUUCCACCAUUUAUAAUUUGUACAUCCGUCGGUAUCUUCCUAUGAUUUUUGUUAAAUUUUUUUAUUGUGCUAAUCUAUUUCAAGAGGAGUGUACCACUCUCAAGUCACACAACUGCUACAGAUUUGAGCUAAUCUUUCAUAGGCUCUGUUAUGCGUGUGUGCCAAUUUUAGUAUUUAUGUUCAUGAAUUGAGAAAUUACACACGAAAAAGAAUCUAUACAAUGCAAUAUACUUUGAGUACAUUCCAUUAGUUUAAUUUCUGUGUAUAGGGUAUGUGGGUUUAUCUCGCAUCCAAUACACUGUAUGUAUACACUUCCAAUUUCUUAGCACUCCACUUACAUACCAGUGUCUGGCUGUGUCAUCUUGUCACUCAGUAUAUUGACUAUAGAUCUUGUCUUUUUAGUCUGGCAUAAGAGAAGGACCCGCACAAGUGUUGAAGCAGAAUUAUUUGGUUAUAUUCAAUGUAGGGUGCUUACUGGGGCUUCGGGAGUUUGUCUGUAGUUGAGGUGCUGUGAAUGCCAAAACCCCUGAAAAAGAACAUUUCAGUCCUAUAACCACGUAAUCUCAAUGACAUUGUAGAACCUGGAGUCUCUGGUGUCAUCUUAUCUUAGUGUUAAAAACCAUGUUCUAACGGUUUAACACUAAAGUUCUGAACUACGGCGUCAAUCAUGCUACCUUCUUUCUUCAUCUGAUGCUCUCAGCCGAUCACUGACUGCCAAGCAAAGCUUUCUUAGUAAGGUGGUCAAGGGGAAGACCGAUGGGAUGACGUGAAAGGUGUCCAGGAUAUCCACUUGCUACUUAAAAGUGGCUUAACGGUCCUAAAGACUCCAGACCCCAUAACAACUUCAUGAGAUUAAGUUAUGGGGUCUGAGUGGCCCUUUAUUACAAACAAGAAAAGUGAAAAGGUCUUUAAAGGUUGCCUCCUGUUCCUAUUACAUAUGCUCUUUUUACAGAACAUCACAUUUUGCCCAUAUAUUUCGCUAGCAAAUGUGUAGCUUGGGAGAAAAUCCUAUUUAAAAAUAAAUCUUUCUCCCACUUGGCAGUUAUAUUUUCGGCAUAGACUCUGCAGAAUAGUUGACAUGGGAGAGCAGAAAAAAGAAUCUCUAUUCUGCUCUCGGUACAGAACAACCACAACUUCCUGACCGUCACUAGAGGCAUUCUGACUGGCUACUUUAACUUUAAAUGUUAAAUUCACUUUUAAUUUCUGACAGUUCUCACUUUGCAUAGCCCUGGCAGAUUUCACAUAUUUUUGGUGCUAUUGGUCAGGAUCCUGGAUAUGCAAAGCUUUAAAUCAGUCUCUGCAACCCUAAAAAAAAAAUCAGAAAAAAAUGCUUUUACAUCCAGAUCUCUGCUCCUUUUUUAGUAGCAGUUGGAGAAUUAUUACACUAGCAAGUAUGUUUGCAUGAUGAAUGUGUGAGUGUGGAUAAUGUGGGCUUGCAAGAAGUAAUUGGAUAUAUUUAAAUGUAUGGCUAACUAUGCUUGUGUGUGCUGUCGGCAAUAUAAACUUUGCCUUCCAAAUUCUAUGAAAACUUGACAGGAUAUGAAAGUUGCUAUUCACCAUUGGUAUGUGAAGGAGUUUAAGCGUCAUCACUGACACAUACCAACACUGGCCACCUAGUGAAAGGGAAGUUUUCUGGGGCCCCCUCCCCCCCCCCCAACACACACACACUCAAUGGCAAAAGUAAGCACACUGGUGGGGUCUUUAAUAAACAAAUGGGAUGGGUUUAAGGCAACGGUCAUACAUGCAGCCAUAUGCAUAUAUCUCAGUGGUCUUGGGUGCUCCCAAUUUGCGCCGCUACAGUCCAUAAUGAAUGCGACGGCGAGGCUCAUCUUCCUGUCCGCCUGCACCUCCCACGCCUCCCUCUUUUGUCAGUUCCUACAUUGGCUUCCUGUAAGAUAUAGGGCUCAGUUUAAAAUUCUGGUUCUUGCUUUCAAAUCUCUUCAUAAGGCUGCUCCCACCUAUCUGUCCUCCCUAGUACGUAUGUAUGUCCUGUCUAGGCCCAUACGCUCUGCUGAAGACUUACGUCUAUCUUCUGUCCGUACUCCCACCUCUGAUGCUCACCUUCAAGACUUCUCGAGGGCUGCACUGUUCCUGUGGAACUCGUUUUCCUCCGUUAGAUGCUCACCCAGUCUCCACUCUUUCAAAAAAUCAUUAAAAACCCACUUCUUCAUAAAAGCGUAUCAAUUAAACUGUUAAUGUCUCCCGACUGAUUCCUCUCUUGCAACUGUCACUAGUCUAAUACUAUCCUUACCUUUUUGUGUCACUUUACCCCACUCCCACUAGCAUGGGCCCUCAACCCCUUUGUUCCUGUGUCCAUCUUGUCUGGUUACAACUACAUGUCGGUUCGUCCACCCAUUGUAAAGCGCUGCUGAAUUUUAUGGCGCUAUAUAAAUUACAUAAUAUGCAGACUGAAUUUGAUGUCCUAUCUCUUUCUUGCAGUGUGUUCGUUUAGAUUACAGUAUUUAAGUGAAAGAGGAAAAGCUCUCUGCUAUUGCAUUAAAUGGAGAUGACGCUUUAGGUUUAAAAGCAUUGGGAGACUAUUGCACAUGCAUGUCAAAAUGCAUCUCCUCAUAGAGAUGUAUUUGAAUGGAGACGCAGCACACUGUGCAGUACUGGACUAGGAAGCACGUCUUAGUGACUGUCACUAGAGAUUUCUAGACAGCAAUGUAAAAAGGCAGUGUUUACAUUGAAAAACUUGCAGAAACAGGCUAUGAACAUCUGUAGUGUCCCUUAAGAAUUGUAUUUUUGUUGCUGAAAAUAAAACUGGUUUCUAGUUUGUUUUUUUAUAAAUUUAUUUUUUUGUGGCUAACUCCUAGAUUCCAAGUAAAUUUGUCACGCCCUGCCUUUGGGGUUCUUGCAAAUUAUGCAAAGACCCCAGAUGGUGACAGUGCCACUUUAAGAUUGUGAACUGGGUUAGUUGAUGGAGUAAAAUAAAUGUAUCACAUUUGAGAUACCAUGAAGCCUAUGAUUCAGGGGUGGCUUUAAUAUAUAUAUAUAUAUAUAUUUUUUUUUUAUUAUUAUAUAUAUAUUUUUUUUUUACACAGUGGUUUCUCACAACAAACUGUUACUCUCUUUCAGAACAUGGUAAUGAGUUUCCGGGUAUCAGACCUGCAAAUGCUUUUGGGAUAUGUUGGUCGUAGUAAAAGUGGUUUGAAACAUGAGCUUGUGACACGGGCCUUGCAGCUUGUGCAGUUUGAUUGCAGCCCAGAAGUCUUUAAGAAAAUAAAAGAGCUCUACGAGACACGCUACUCUAAGAAAGGCCCCGAGACAGUCUCUGCUGCUCCUGCACAGCAUCCUGUACAGAGUCGGUCUCCUGAAUCCCUGCAAAUGCAUGCCUCCUAUGACCAUGGAUCUUCAGGCACAAGGACUUCACUCUCUCCUCCUAACAUGGACUACCCAUCUCUGUAUGGAAAACACGUUAAUGGCCUGUCUAGGAUACCACCCAAAGUCUUGACUAAACCUGAGGUGCGCCUAGCCAAGCUGCCUUUUUACGAUGUGGUGGAUGAACUUUUAAAACCAACAGAAUUAGGUAAGUAAUCAUAUUUUGGCUGUUACCAACAUUUUAAUUUGGAUUAAAUAUAUAACAUAAAAAGGACUGUUUCUUUAAAGGGAUAUUCUAAGCAUCAAAACAAUUUGUUUAAUGAAGCAGGUUUGGUGUAUGAUCAUACCCCUGCAAUCUCACUGCUCAAUUCUCUAUUUAGUGGUUAUCACUAUUUUUCCUGUUCAUGCAGCCCUAGCCCCUGGCUGUGACUCACUGUCAACCUAGGAAAAAUCAGAUGUAUGCUUGCUUUAGAAGUUUAUUCCCUGCUCUGUAAUUUGAACAUUUUCAAACACAGGAGGCUCCUGCAGGGUCUACAAGGCUAUUAACACAGCAGGACAUAAUUUCUAAAUUAAACAGAAUGUGCAAUAAAGGAACUGUAAAUAUUCGAUUUAUCUUUACAGGAAGUAUUUAGAAAGAAUGAAUGUCAGAAUAGAGCAGUGAGACUGCCGCUGCGUAAUUUAUACACCAAAACUACUUCAUUAAGCUUAGGUUUUUCUGGUGCCUAUAGUGUCCCUUUCAUACAGGGCAGCUAAUGCCUUGAUUUAUGCCUGAUAGUAACUAGCAAGUUACGUACAGAGCCAGGAAGUUGUGUGCUCAGUGUUUCCUGUUUCAGUACCCACUGUUGUCCAAACCAAAACUUGGGGCAGGCAAAGGUGAUCAGCUGGAAAUCUACACCAGAUGGCUAGAAACUCUCUGAUAAUUAAACCUAGGGGAGAUUAUUUUAUUGUUUUAGUAAAUGUAUGUGGUUAUCACAAAUAUAGGUGGCAGAUAGUGCCACCCAGUAAUGCCAUCAAGAGAGGCUAGGCAGUGAAUAAUCUCUUAAAACAGUUUUAUCAGAUUUAUGAUGAGUGAUAUGUGGGGCAUUUAAGUCUUUGAGUACCAAGGCCACCAGAGGCCUGGCCGGUAUUAAGAAUUUUGCAAUCCCUAGCAUGAUCAUAUGAUUCCAAACAGGGCAAGUUAUAAAUCGUACUUUCUUAUACCUAUAUGAAAGGGGAAUAAAAUGCAAGGAUUCAUCCCCUCCCGAUUAUCCUAAAACAAAUUGUGUGCGACAAAUAUGAUUAAACACACUGCAAACAUGAUUUAAAAAAAAAAAAAAAUUGUGUGUUUUUUUUUUUUUCAGAUUUAGAAAAUGUUCUAUGCAUUCAAUUUUAAUUCAGGCAGGUACUUUCCAAAAUUGGGUGCGCUGAGGGGUAUAAGUGCAAUGGCAGUUGAUGAGCUCAUUUAGAGAAAGGAAAAAAAACCCAAACGUAUAUUUUAUAUGUAUGCUGUUGUGCACUAGUCUUUGACAGGUGUGAGAAAAUGAUUUCAAGUAAAAAUACAUUUAAAAAAAUAUAUUAAAGGGACACUAUAGGCACCCAGACCACAUUGCGGGGUUAGCUCCAACUCUAGUGGCUGUCUAUCACCAUAAUUUGAUUUGAAACGGUCAUGGUGCCUGGAGUCUGUAUGUGCAGUGUCUUGCUAUGAAAUAAUGCAUAUAAAGAGUGUAACCCCUCUUCAGCUGGAGGUCUAACUGCACUACCAGCAGCAUCAUUGGAGCAUAAUCAGCCAGCCCAGAACAAGAGUUCCAGGUGACUGUUAAUUCUGUGCAUAUUAGAUGUGUGACAUUAGCAUGCUCACGACAGGUGUCUUAUGGUGGCCUAGCCCUCACUGCAAUCAAUCUCCUGCUGGGGGGUGACAUCCAUCCCCCUCCCGGAGCAGUGGCCCAACUUCAUUUGUGGAAAUGCAGGCCUCUUUGUUCUGCUCUUCAGUCCAAGCAGACUUAUUCACUAAAGUGAUAAUUAUUGGGGACUCGCAAUGAAUUCAAUGUGAAUUUACCAUUGUAGGCCAAAAUAUCUAAACUGGAAGCAUAGGUGACCCGGAGAAUUUUCUUAGUUGAACACGACUUCUGACCAGACCCUGAGCACUCUGGUCCAAAUAAUGUUUGCCAAUUUUGAGAUGAUGGCACUGCUGGAUGUCAUCUGAGGGCAACUGGAAGAAUUGUAUCCACAAUCUUUGACCUUUUCUUUGUUCUUCUUCACCCCCUUCCCCCAAAGCAGCCUCACCUUGUUACAUAGAAUGUGACGGCAGAUAAGAACCAUUCGGCCCAUCUAGUCUGCCCAAUUUUCUAAAUACUUUCAUUAGUCCCUGGCCUUAUCUUAUAGUUAGGAUAGCCUUAUGCCUAUCCCAGGCAUGCUUAAACUCCUUUACUGUGUUAACCUCUACCACGUCAGCUGGAAGGCUAUUCCAUGCAUCCACUACCCUCUCCGUAAAGUAAUACUUCCUGAUAUUAUUUUUAUACCUUUGUCCCUCUAAUUUACGACUGUCCUCUUGUUGUGGUAGUUUUUCUUCUUUUAAAUAUAGUCUCCUCCUUUACUGUGUUGAUUCCCUUUAUAUAUUUAAAUGUUUCUAUCAUAUCCCCCCGUCUCGUCUUUCCUCCAAGCUAUACAUGUUAAGAUCCUUUAACCUUUCCUGGUAAGUUUUAUCCCGCAAUCCAUGAACCAGUUUAGUAGCCCUUCUCUGAACCCUCUCUAAGUUAUCAAUAUACUUCUGAAGAUACGGUCUCCAGUACUGUGUACAAUACUCCAUGUGAGGUCUCAGCAGUGUUCUGUACAAUGGCAUGAGCACUUCCCUCUUUCUACUGCUAAUACCUCUCCCUAUACAACCAAGCAUUCUGCUAGCAUUUCCUGCUGCUCAUUACAUUGUCUGCCUACCUUUAAGUCAUCAGAAAUAAUCACCCCUAAAUCACUUUCCUCAUAUGUUGAGGUUAGGACUCUAUCAAAUAUGCUGUACUCUACCCUUGGGUUUUUACGUCCAAGAUGCAUUAUCUUGCACUUAUCCACAUUAAAUUUCAGUUGCCACAAUUCUGACCAUUUUUCUAGUUUACCUAAAUCAUUUGCCAUUUGGCUUAUCCAUCCUGGAACAUCAACCCUGUUACAUAUCUUAGUAUCAUCAGCAAAAAGACAUACCUUACAAUCAAGACCUUCUGCAAUAUCACUAAUAAAAAUAUUAAAAAGAAUUAUAUUGUUAGCAGAGUUCAGCUAUCCCUCAUCCAGUGUUAUUCAUCCUACACAGUUCUUUCUGUUUCACUUAAUGAUUGUGUUUCAACCUACAUAUUACAUUUGUACCAGAUUACAAAAUCGCUGAAUUUGUGCAAGUGUACCUAGAAGAACUUCAGACGCUGCGUGAAAUAUUGCAAGAUAAGUGACAUUGUUUACUACAUAAAGCUGUAAAUUGCUGUUGCAAUAUGGUUAUGUGCAAGCUAUGCAUCCUUUGCUUCAAAAGGUUUGGGAGAGGGAACUUUGGUUUGGACGUUACUUUGUCAGUUACUAGUUUGACAGGCUGCAGCAGAUACGUCUGUGUGCAAAUGCCGUGUAACAAAUGGAUUCCUCAUGGCAAGAGCAGCCCGUUUGUGACUCUCGCCAAUACAGUGGGAUUUGGACCUUACUGCAAGCUAGCAGCUAGUCAUCAUCAACGCUACGGAAUUUGCUGGCGCUAUAUAUAAGUACAAUAAGUUACAGAACGCACUGCUAUUCUCUCCCGUCAGCAGUUUUUCAUGACAACCAGUAAAGCUCGCAGUGUGACCUGAGCUGCUAUUGGUGUAAAGAGAUCAGCUUUAACCCCUUAAGGACCAAACUUCUGGAAUAAAAGGGAAUCAUGACAUGUCACACAUGUCAUGUGUCCUUAAGGGGUUAAAUGGUCACCAAGUACAUAAACUUAAAGGGACACUGUGGUCACCACAACUUCAGCUUAAUGAAGCAGUUUUAAUGUAUAUAUCGUGCCCCUGCAAUAUCACUGCUCAAUUUUCAGCCCUUUAUGAGUUAAAUCCUUUGUAUAUGGUGCCCUAGGCACAUCUCCCUGCAAGUAACACACACAACCUUCCUGUAAAGUGAAAUCUAAUGUUUACACUUUAUUGCACUGUCUGUUUAAUUUAGAAAUUAUCUCCUUCUCUGUUAAUAGCCAUUUAGAUGGUUUUUGUGUGAGAAAUUUACAGAGCAGGAGAUAAUUUUAUAAGUUUAGAACAUCUGAUUGAAAAUGAAACCAUUUUGUUUUUAUGUAGGCGGUGAGACUGCAGGGUUAUGAUCUAUAUACUAAAACUGCUUCAUUAUGUUAGUUAUUUUGAUCCUUAUAGUGUUCCUUUAAUGAAGUAGUUUUGGUGGAUAGGUCAUGUGACUGCAGUGUUACUGCUCAAUUAGGAGUUAAAUCACUUUUGUUUCCAUCUAUGCUGCCCUUGCCACACCUCCCCUGACUCUGUCUUACACAGCCUUCAAGGAAAAACAAUGUUUACAGCGCAAUGUGUUUAACAGACCAGGAGAUAUGGAUUUUUAAAAGUAAAGAACCACUAUAGGCACCCAGACAAUCUCAAUUACUUGGUCUGGGUUAAGUGGCCCUGUUGUUGUGGUCCGGCAGUGUAAACUAUUGCUGUUUUGUAGAUAUAUCAAUGUUUACGUUGCAGGCCUAACACAAACCUCUUGUGGAUGUCUUCCUGACAGCCACUAGAGGGUGCUUACUUUGAUCACGUCAGACUGUUGUGAUGUUUGAUAUCCUCAAACGCCUAGGGAAGCCGCUUAAUAUAAUGGUUCUGGUGUCUAUUCCUAAUCCUUGCUAAAAAGCAAGGAGACGAUUGAGCGCACUGCAAAGCACUCAACAUAAAACUCCUAUCAGGUCCACUUUGGACUCCAAAUGAGUAUUACGAUGAUGGCAUUUAAGGGGUAAAUGUGGUGCAAUGUUCUGAUACUGCAGCACCAGUGUCUUGGGAACCAGCUUCCUCCUGCAGUAGGGAGAUAGUUAUGGCUGAAACCCAUCAGUGUGCCAGGAUUUGACAAUGCUAAUUCUGAUAUUGGGUUGCCAUCUAGCUCUGCUCACAGCUGAUUGGUUCCCACUGCUGCUUAUCACAGCAAGGAUAUAACUGAAUCCCCAGCAUCUUAAUGAGCCUGCUUUUACAAUGUUGUCGACUUGAUCCCUAAUGAUUCUUAGACAGGCACAGGCAUAAUUUGUAAGCUGCAAUGUCUGAGACCUAAACAUACAUUUGGAAAACUUGCAUUAAUCAAUUACUGCUAGUUCCAUAAAAUUAACUUCAUUUUCCGCAUGGAAAAUGGAUUAGAAUCGUCACGUGGACAUACAGUAACAGGCUCAGAGCUAGUAGUUCAACAGCAGUCUGCAUUUCGUACAACAAAAACUUUGAUCAGGCUAAACAAAAGCUACCUCAUCUCUAGGAUAGUGGUGGAAACUAGCUCGUAAUUCUAGAAAGAGGAAUUAAAUCUCCCAUCAAGUAUACUGAAAACCCCAGACGCCAGGACUAGUACACUGCAUAUCGCAGUAUGGGGUGCUUCGGCUUAACUGCAAAGUACAAAAUCCCAAUCCCCAAAUUUUCUAAUUCAGAGUCAGUCACUAUACACAAUGCAGCAAGGUUAAAGGAACACUAUAGUCACCUAAAUUACUUUAGCUAAAUAAAGCAGUUUUAGUGUAUAGAUCAUUCCCCUGCAAUUUCACUGCUCAAUUCACUGUCAUUUAGGAGUUAAAUCACUUUGUUUCUGUUUAUGCAGCCUAGCCACACCUCCCCUGGCUAUGAUUGACAGAGCCUGCAUGAAAGAAAAAAACUGGUUUCACUUUCAAACAGAUGUAAUUUACCUUAAAUAAUUGUAUCUCAAUCUCUAAAUUGAACUCUAAUCACAUACAGGAGGCUCUUGCAUGGUCUAGCAAGCUAUUAACAUAGCAGGGGAUAAGAAAAUCUUAAUUAAACAGAACUUGCAAUAAAGAAAGCCUAAAUAGGGCUCUCUUUACAGGAAGUGUUUAUGGAAGGCUGUGCAAGUCACAUGCAGGGAGGUGUGACUAGGGUUCAUAAACAAAGGGAUUUAACUCCAAAAUGGCAGAGGAUUGAGCAGUGAGGCUGCAGGGGCAUGUUCUAUACACCAAAACUGCUUCAUUAAGCUAAAGUUAUUCAGGUGACUAUAGUGUUCCUUUAAGAAACAUUCAUAAUUUGGUCACUAUAAAUAUACAAGGUUAUCAAACCUGCAUAAUCACCUCUAAAUCUUGUCACUCCAAAAUGUAUUAAAGGACCACUAUAGUGCCAGGAAAACAUACUCGUUUUCCUGGCACUAUAGUGCCCUGAGGGUGCUCCCACCCUCAGGGACCCCCUCCCUCCCGGCUCCGGAAGGGGGAAAGGGGUAAAAACUUACCUUUUUCCAGCACUGGGCGGGGAGCUCUCCUCUUUCUCUCCUCCUCCGUUCCUCCUCCUGGGCUGAAUGCGCACGCGCGGCAAGAGCUGCGCGCAUUCAGCAAUCACUGAGAAGCAUUUACAAUGCUUUCCUGUGGACUUGCGUGCUCUCACUGUGAAAUCACGGUGAGAAGCGCAUAAGCGCCUCAAUGGCUGUCAAUGGGAACCAGCCACUAGAGACCAGGGAAGGCUUAACCCAUUCAUAAACAUAGCAGUUUCUCUGAAACUGCUAUGUUUAUAAAAAAAAAUGGGUUAACCCUAGAAGGACUUGGCACCCAGACCACUUCAUUAAGCUGAAGUGGUCUGGGUGCCUAGAGUGGUCCUUUAAUUUAAUGCAUCACUAUCACCAAAAUUGCAUUUUAUGUAUUAUAAUUCUCAUUUGCAUCCUGUCAGAAUGUUUUGGUUUUAUUUUCAAAAAAAAUUUCCUCUGAGCUUUUUUAUUUUUUUAAAAUACCCUCUUGCUGACGUAUACGUGUAAAAUUAACAAACCUUAACAUAAGUGGCCCUGGACUAAGCUCCUCCUAUUGUCAAGUUCUUUCUACCACCAUUCUUCCAUAUCCUCCUGAAUCUGUCUUCUUCCGUGUUUUUUGUUUAAUACAAUCUUUUUGUUAUGCUCAACCAGUCCAUUGUCAGCAAAGCCCUCUACUUCUGGCGGGUCCUCUUUAGCUCUGGCGCUUCAGCAUGCGCAAGUACAGCAUUGAGUUCUAUGGGAUCCUCCAUAGAUGGUUGCAAUGAGCUAACUUCAUCACUGGUGGGGUUGACACUUCAGGUGACGAUAGCUCCCCAGUGUCUAGAAGUGUCAGGCGUAUUAAAAAUACAGAGACAAAGUUGUUUUCCUGGCACUUUAGUUUCCUUUGAAGAUGCAAAAAAAACUGCUGCUUUAAACCUCUGGAUAUACAGAGAAAUUAAUACAUUAUCAAUAAGUUAUGAGACCAGAAUAAAAAUAGUGGAAAAACAAAGUAAUGUCUACGUUCUUAUAAAUUUUAUUUUUAUAUAUCUCUUAAACUGUGACUCCUAGCAACUGAAAAUGACUGUAGAUUCUUAUUGUGAAUCCUUUUUUUUUUUUUUUUUUAAAUAUAUAUUUUUUGAUUCAGAGGCACCUAAUUCACUAUUUCAUGAAGAGAAACUCACACCAACAUUUUGAACCCAUUAAGUGUUUUCGAACAGUAGUCAGUAGAUUAUGAGUGUCAGUGUUCUAUAAAUGUUCCCUAAUAAAUCUUUCAACAUGUGCUCCAGUUCCUCCACAUAUUGCACAUUGUAAACACUUCUCGAAAAGCAAUUAAUGUGUACAAAUUAGGAAACUUGGCUUUUAAGUCCGAAAACUCCCUUCUUAAAGCAGAAUAACAUGAUUUAUAAAGAUGAGAUUGUGCAAACGACGUGCUCCUACUGUCCAGUGCCCCUGUAUCAGCCAUCUUGUUGGCCAGUGGCAGGGCUAAGAAACAGAAGAAGCUCCUGGCCAGCGCCCAGAACUGCUUGUCCUGGGCAUCGGGCAAUAGAUAUGAUGGCUUGAAAGAUAUUGGGUGGGGGGAACUCCCCUGUUCGUGUUAAUGCUGUUAAUGCAAAUUAACUGAUUUUUGUCAUUACUUUUUAUGCACUUCUUUACAGUUGCUCAGAACAGUGAAAAAAUUCAAGACAGCCCUUGUGUGUUUGUCCUAUCUCCUAGGCAAGUGGACCUGAUUAAGAACUCAAGGUAUGUUAUUUAAUUUACCCAUAAAAGGUUUGUUUAUAAGAACUGCAGCCUUUGCAUACUCUUAAGAUCUACCCCAAUGAAAACAUGCAUGAAAAAAUGUAUGUAUUCGUUAGAGGUAUAUCUACUAAGCAGGGAUUUUACCCAUGUGGGCAGUAGUGUUCCUUUAAGUGUUGCUGGGUGAUGUGUAACCUCUAGUUCCUGUCCUUCUUGCCAAGUGCAGAAACACAUUAUUGGCUCUUCUGGUUGCAUUGCUAUAGAUUUACAGUUUUCUAGUUUUUAUUCAUAUUGAAGUAGAUCAUACACACUGAAUAACCUGAAACAUUACAAAGGUGAGCAGUAAAGUGCCAGUGGUUACCAAAACCUAAAAAAUAAUGUACAAUCUGUAUUGCAAUAACAAUGUGAGAAAAUGGGGUUGACAAGACAGGUAAUUAUACCCUAAAAAUGCAGUUCUCCACUUUCAUGGAAAGGCAUAGAAUGCAAUAUUGUUGGUGUGUGUGUAUAGUUUUACUAUCAGAAGGCACUGGGGAAACUGGAAGAACUUCUGACAGGAUGAAAUCUUGAAGUUUCAAUGAGGAUGGUUCCUCAUAACUUUUUUUAUUUUUAUUUUUUUAUAAAAGAAAUCCAUUGUAUAAUAGAAACACAGAAUGUGAUUAAAUUGACAUGCCCCCUUCCCACUGAGAGCAUCUUGGCCACAAAGACUACUGCAUUAAUCUGUAGUGUUCCUUAACAGAAAAAAGUUACAUCACUGAUACCUAAAAACCUAAUUUCCCCAGUUUUCGGAACGAAAGCUAGCCUGUAGACCACGAGUGCCCAAAAGGUAACUCCCCAGAUGUUUUAGUACUACAGCUUCCAUAAUACUUUGUCAUUUAAAGGCAUGCAGGGCUUCAUGGAGGUUGUAGUUCUAAAACAUCUGGGGAUCUACCUUUUUGGGCACCCCUGCUCUAGACAUUUAACUGAAGAGGAACCCAUAUCCAUGCACUUGCUUAAAGAAAUUCUCAAAAUGUCACUUCAGAUACUGGAAAAGAAACAAAAUCCACUUAAAAAGUUUUUAAACGGGCGGGGCCUGACUAGCAUGAUGGCCGGACGUGUUUUUACAUAGCUCCAGCACUAGACCACAUAAACACAGGCUAAACUGCCUUUAAACGAAUAGGUAACCCUCCUGUUGUAGCUGUGGAUGGACACUACACCUACCUGCACCUACUGAGACCUUAACAGGAGCUGGCUCUACGGACAUCUGUGCCCGGCGUUUGGGAGAGGCGGCCAAUCUCCUGACCCGGCAAGCGCACGGCUUGGAGCCACUCCGCCGCCCCAAAUUCCCCAGUGUGUAUUUAGCUGUGUGUGUAUUUAGCUGUGUGUGUAUUUAGCGCCGUGUGUGUAUUUAGCGCCGUGUGUGUAUUUAGCGCCGUGUGUGUAUUUAGCGCCGUGUGUGUAUUUAGCGCCGUGUGUAUUUAGCGCUGUGUGUGUAUUUAGCGCCGUGUGUGUAUUUAGCGCCGUGUGUGUAUUUAGCGCCGUGUGUGUAUUUAGCGCCGUGUGUGUAUUUAGCGCCGUGUGUGUGUAUUUAGCGCCGUGUGUGUAUUUAGCGCCGUGUGUGUGUAUUUAGCGCCGUGUGUGUGUAUUUAGCGCCGUGUGUGUGUGUGUAUUUAGCGCCGUGUGUGUGUGUAUUUAGCGCCGUGUGUGUGUGUAUUUAGCGCCGUGUGUGUGUGUAUUUAGCGCCGUGUGUAUUUAGAGCGCCGUGUGUAUUUAGAGCCGUGUAUAUUUAGAGCCGUGUAUAUUUAGAGCCGUGUAUGUGUAUUUAGAGCCGUGUGUGUAUUUAGAGCCGUGUGUGUGUGUGUAUUGCAUUAGUUGGAGAUACUAAUAAAUAUAAGCUUAAUUUUAUCUAUUUAUAUCCUUAUUUAAAAUUUGUAUCAUUGAACUCUGUGUUCUUCUUUUAAAACAAAAGUUGUUAAUUAGUUCGGACAACUUUACGAGUUUUUUUUUUUCUUCUAAACUUAAACAUCAGUAUUCAGGUUUAAUUGCCGUGUUGGCACUUUGAGGAAAAAAAAAGUUGGCAUGUAUUGCGGUUUGGGCACUCAGGCUCAAAAAGGUUCGCCAUCACUGAUCUAGCGUAUAUAGCCCACUGUCUGACCACCCAAAUAGAAUUCUGUUCAUGAUGUCUAUUUUCUAAACAAAAGCGGUGUUCCUUAGGUGUUAUGCUACCACUGACAACCAACCUCACCGCACAUGCUAAUGCUUAACUGUUUUCUCAAGCCAUAUUUUUCAAAAAGUGCAAUUUCCUUCAUUUGCCAUGUUAUUGUUUCAAACUGUAUGAUGAUAUAAGACUUGUUCAAGCUGUUGUGGCAAUACAAGCUGGUUGUAACCAUCUGCACAAUAUAAAUAAAGAAUAAAAAAAAAUUUUUUUUUAUUUAUUUUUUUUUUUUUUACGGCAGAAUCCAAAAUGCAGCUGAGUGGAACCAUUUAACCCCUUAAGGUCACAUGUCAUGUGACAUGUCAUGAUUCCCUUUUAUUCCAGAAGCUUGGUCCUUAAGGGGUUAAGGCAAUGAUACAUUUUGAGCCCUAACCUAGAAUUCUGCAAAAACUUCCCUUACUCUACGAAGGGUAUGCUGUCUUGUAGAGAUUUGAAAGGAAAUAUCAAUUUGGUGAGGAGCAGUUAGAGAACUUUUCCAGUUUGGCUUUUUUUGGCCGAGCGUUUGUAAUUGUCUUAACAUGUCUAUACAGUUUCCAGUAUAGUGAUUAAACCUCAUGGUUUGUAUGUAUGGUUUUAUCUUGGUGGGAAAGCUGCAUAUCAUGACAUAAUCAUCAUAGUGUUUGUGCAUUUGUAAAAUUGUGCUUCUUUGGUAAAAUUUGUGACUCUUUGCUCUUUUACCAUUAUAAUCUUGCAGUUCAGUCUCAAUCACAUGAUUUCUACUUUUUCAUUUCUAGAGAUUUGCACCCUGGCAUCAAAUCUGUUCAAGUUGUCCUGAGGUAAGACUCCUACAGACCACCACAACACAAACUUCUUUGUGCUAGGAAGAGUAUUUGCCUGACACCACAACAUUUUCAUGUGGUUAUCUAAUGAAACUGAAUGUGAUAUUUACAAUAUUAAAAUGUUUUAUGCUUUUUUCCCCCUCUCCUACUCCCCCUUUUUGGUAAACGUGCACUCCGAUUGUAGUACCUAUGUUUUGUGUGAUAGACCAGAGGGGCUACCCAACCUGUCAAACAGCAAUGUAAAAUGCUCUUUUCUGGCUUUGUGCACCUGUUGUGUCUGGUGUCCACACACACAUCAUGCUAAAGCCAUAAUCCUUGGACAGGUUGCCCAUGGCUGGGUGAGCUAAUCAAACAAGAUGUCUUAUUGUCCUAGUGUGAUUCUUAUUGAGCUUGGUCUUAGUUAAAAUAGACAUGUAAUGUAACUUGCCAAUUGGUUCAUAUGAAAUAUUACUCCAUUCAAUGCUUAUUUAACCUCCAAUAGCUUUUUAAAGCUGGUCACAUACAAAAAAUACUUUGUAAAUGCAAAUUCCUAAAUUUGUUUAAAUUACCCAUCUCUAUGAGAAACAUUGGACUUGAGAUUACUUCUUAAAGGAACAUUACAGAUAAAACGGCUUGCCUCCAUACAACGGGGGAGUGGUUAUAGUGCUUGAGAUCUGCCAGGCACAGUUUAUACAGUCCUGCUUCCUGGGUUCAUCACAUUACAGCAUACACAUGUGUGCUGUAAGUGAUCCUCACAUUUUUAUGCAUAAUAUAUGCUCUUUAAAAAAAAAAAAAAAAAAAACAUGCAAGGGGUUUCCUGAGUCCCCUCCCAGGGGCAUUCCUUGAGGGGACUACAUGGGGGACUUAUUGUACAGGACAUUUCUCCCAUCAGGCACUGCUGCACGAGAGGGAUCCUCCCACAGGAAUGUACCGUUAAGUGGAUUAUCCCUCCGUGCAGCAGAAUUUACAAUUCGCAUUAAAUUCCAUAACUUCAUGAAUAUCUGGUCCAUUUAAACGAAUGGACGUUCGGUAGAUAGCUGGGGUCUGAACGCAUCAUUCGUGAGAUUACCGCUCAGAUCCCAGCUAAAACAACCGAACGCUGCACAAAAAACACGUUCAUUAAAACAUAGCUUCAAAAUACCGAUUGCAUAUAAGGGAACAGAAUACCGAACGUCCCGGACCUCCCGAACGGCCUGGAAGCUCAGCGGUGUUCGUGCCGUCGAGUAGCUGUUUUUAGUACCAUGCGCUCAACGGCCAAACACCGCUGAGGGAACAAAGGAUCCAAGAUGGCCGACCGCCGCAUGGUCGGUAUCGAACGGCCACCUUGGAGAGCCUCUAAUUACCGAUUGCAACAUUGUUGCAAUCGGUUAAUAGGCGCCACACGCCUCUAAGUGUGUGGGCUAUUAACUGAUGUUUUGUUCGGUUCCCGAACGGCCCGCAAAGGUGCCGUUUGUGAAACGAAAGGGAAUCGGCUAUCUGCUUUUGGCAGAUAGCCCAGGCAGGAAAUACAGCAUUACUAUUACAUUAUAUUUCACGCUGGAACACAUAACAUGAAACCCAUACCGGCAACCCUUAAAGAGACAGUACAGAAAUAAUGUCCAAGUGGCUAGGUUUGCCACAGAAUGUUACCAGCGCCAUCUUCUAAACAAGCUCAAAAAAGAUUGGUAUAACUUAACCAUAGGGGAAGGAAUUGUGAUGUACGCCAUAUUGGGUCGCAAGUAAGGUGUGUGUGACCUAUGUAUUGAAUGGAAAAUAAUAACAAAUUCGUAGAUGCAAUUAUUUCUGUGGCAGGUACAUAAGAGAAGAUAGAACCAAAUAUUUCCAUUUGAUUGAUUUCGGUCUGGAACACAAGGGUGUGGUCACUCUCUCUCUCUAUAGAUACACCUUAGCUCCACCUCUAGACCAGGCUAUUAAUCCACAGGGUGUAUAUCCAAUGAUACUGAAAUGUCUGUGUACUUGCUUGGGGACAAAAUCAAAUUUUGAGUAAAUCACGAUCUUUCUUUCCGAAGACCCCCCGGGCAGAAGUUUUACUUUUAAAACAUGAGUAAGUGUUUAGGACUUAUUUUAUCCCUUUUGUUUUUCUGUUGGUGUAAAAAAUUUGUUUUUGAUCUAAUUUUUUUGUGUGUGUGUGCACUCUGUGACUUUUUUAUAAUAUUCCUUUUUAUAAAGUUCCGCCUUUGUCUGGUUAAGGAUCAUGUUGCCUGGAGAGACUAGUAUUUUAGCAUUCCUUAAAUAUUGUGCUAAGUUGUAUUUGGUGUGUUUUUAUUAUUAAUUUACCCGGGGGACCAAGACACCCCAUUUAUGAAUUGUCUUGGUGGCGGCAGCGUUAAGAGUAAUAGUUAUAUUAUGUUUAAGGGUGGGGGGUGUUAAUGGGGUUUUUGUCAUUAUUUUUGGUCUAGUGCAGACAAAUAGUGAACUUUAACCCUUUCACCACCACAACUACGUCACACACACCCUCUUGACGUAGGGUGCAUUUGUGACACUGGGUACUUUAGAAAAAAAGUCUUUAAGUCCCAGUAAUGCAUUUAUAGGUCUUCUGUUUAUUUAAAAUUGUUUUCUCUACCUUAUCUUGACAUUUUCCACUUAAGCUGUUUCUUCAGUAAUCGUAGACUUGCUGAAAACACUAGUUUCAGAUUAUUUGAAAUCUUUCUUUAGUCUUUGCUCCUCUUUUCGGUUAUUGAUAUGUUUAUCUUUCUUUUAAAGAAUGGCUUUUUUUUGUUUUUUCUCCUCUUGUUAAUCCCUCUUCCUUAUUGCCUACCUAGGCUGUUUGUGUUCUUGUAAUACAUUUUUAAAUGGCUUUAAGUUGUAUUUUAAAAUUUUAACUUUUUUUUAAAUCUAAUUGAAAUUGCGUGAAUAACACCAAUGUAUCCAGGAAAAAAGUUGUUGUUUUUUUUUGUUUUUUGUUUUUUCUGGGUGCCAACACAUUUUGUUUGUCUGAUUAUUUUGACUUUCUUCUUUAGGAUCUGUUACUCUGACGUAAGCUGCCCACAAGAGGAUCAGUACCCUCCCAACAUUGCAGUGAAGGUCAACCACAACUACUGCUCAGUGCCAGUGAGUGAAGACCACUUUACCCAUAUCUUUUUAUUGUUCUAACAUUUUCAGUUAAUGGUUUAGUUAUUUCAAGUUUUCAUCUAGUAUAGAAUAUCAAAAGCAAAGUACAAAACAAGCUACAAAGUUUAAAAUAAACCCCUUAUUGAUAGACUUCGCACCCUGAACAUCACUAUGGCGAAAAGUGACUGCCAACAUGCAGCUCAUGAUGGCCCCUUAAAUGCCAACCAAAUGUCAAGUUUCUGCUGCCCAAGGCAUCAUGUUGCUAAUCUAUGUAUCACUUCCUUCUUAUUUUCAUUUUAUCACCACUAAAUCUUUAAACCUACCUAUUUUGACAUAAAUAACAUCCUAAACUAAGAUUAGAAUCAGAAUUUUGCUUAUAAAUAGUUUUUUGCCUUAAUUUCAACCCUAACAGUGAUUCUAGCUGAGUGCUAAGUGUGAUCACUGCAAGCCAGUCAUUGUGAUUGGAUACCAUAGGUGUCUGUUAAAGGGUCUCUCCAGUGCCAGGAAAACAAACAGUUUUCCUGGCACUGCAGGUUUCCUCUCCCCUUCAGUGACUUGCCUGUAUCCAGCGCCGAUGUCCCUCGGCGCUGGUUCAGGAUCCGCCCACGCUCCUCCCCGCCGUCAUCCGGCGGGGGAGACUUAAGGCGCAUGCGCGGCAUUGCCGCGUACGUGCAUUAGACCUCCCCAUAGGAAAGCAUUUCAGCGACGCUGGAGGUCCUCACGUAGCAUGAGAACGUCCAGCGAUGUUAUAACACACUUUUCAUGUGCUAUAAUCACGUAAGUGCCCUCUAAUGGCUGUCUACUAGACAGCUACUAGAGGAGGAGUUAACCCUGCAAGGUAAAUUUUGCAGUUAAUGAAAACUGCAAUAACUACACUUGCAGGCUUAAGGGGAGUGGGAGUUGGCACCCAGACCACUCCAAUGGGUGCCUGGAGUAGGUCUGGGUGCCUGGGGUGUCCCUUUAAGGUGAUGCAGAGCAGUCACUGGGAUUGGCUCCCACAGCGACUUAAAGCGCCAGCACGCAAAUCAAAGUUGCUGGACUGCCUCACUUGUGAGACUUCCACCAAUAGUCCAAUACAUGCCAGGGUAGGCUUGUAUUGGAGAAAGACAUGAAUCCACAUCUGCCUUAUGCCAGUGGUUAUUGGCCAUCUGUGCCAUGGUACCACGAUCUGGGCUUUCCAAUGGAGGGGAUGAUGCUGAAAGGCCCCACUUAUGAGUCAUGCAGCCUACUACAGGAGCCUUUUAAAUAGCUGAUGUUCAGGGUACUUGAACGGUCCUUAAGGGUAUUCUCUGUAUGGAUGUGCCGAUCACUAAUGGAUUGAACAUCAAGACCAUAAGGACUUGAUACAAUCUUAGCAGUAGAUUCUGCACACUGUUGAAUGUUUUUACUUCACUGUGUCUGCAUGCUGAGAAGUGUAAAACGUAUUCAUUUGUUUUUCUUCCAUCUCUCACAGGGCUACUAUCCCUCGAAUAAACCUGGUGUGGAACCCAAGAGACCUUGUCGUCCAAUUAAUCUCACUAACCUUAUGUACCUGUCGUCGGCCAGUAAUAGAGUUACCGUGACUUGGGGUAAUUAUGGCAAGGUGAGUGUUUACCAGCUACCUGUGAAAUAGAGGUUUUGCAGAUUAAUGUUUUUAAGAAGAUUAAUGCAAUUAGAAAACUUCUAACUGGGUAACUUUCAAUUGAUUCACCUUUUUGCAUGCCAUUUAAACUUUUUCUGCUGUAAUCAUUAAGGCGAAAAUGUCAUGAAACGUUAAAAGGUGCUUUUGCAUUUUCCACGCACUUAAGUCUAAGAUUAACAUCUUAUUGAAAUAGAUGGAAGUAUAAAAAUUUAUCGAAUCAAGUGUUAGUUGAUUGGGAGAAAAUAGCAAAGCUAAAUAUAUAUAAACACUACUUGGUAUAGAAACCUUUUCCCUCCACUUUCAAAUGAGACUUUGAUGCAUUUUGAUGGCUCUAGAUACACAAGUACAUUUCGGUGAAUUCAACAUUCCCCUUGUAGCUUAGACAGCAGGGUUUUACUGCAGUUCCACCUGGAAUUAAAAACGGUUUAUUUCACCACUCUUUUAGACUACACUUAUGAAUGUCAAAAUACUCACAAGCUUCCGACUAUAAUGCAAUUUUUUUUUUUUUUAUCUUUUGACAAAUUGGUAAGUUACUCACAAUUCUAUGCGAUCAUUUUUAUGCAGCUCAGUAGAGCUAAACUCAAGAGCCUUGCAAAGACUUCUCAUUGAAGUCACUGUAUUGAUAAGUCUGUGAUGGACAGCCACAAAGUCUGGGCGGGUUUAGGAGAGGUCUUGCAAAGGCAGCAGCCAAGAGAACUCCUGCUUUUGCAAAUUGUUUUUAGAUUUACCCGAUUGAAAAAUACAUAAUUAAAUGCAUGUUUUCAUUGGAGUUAUAUCUACUAAACAGUGUUUAUUUUUGGGCAGUUUAGUGUUCCUUUGAUACUAAAUAGUUUUCAGUAUUUUGUUUUUAUUUGGUUUAUUGUAUUCCAGUUUCAGCAUAAACUUGAACUGAAAUAUAUCAUUAGGACACGUCAGCUAACUGAAAUUAUGGCAGAAUUUAACACUGUAAAUAAUCGACCAUAUCCUAUCAAGCUGUAAAAAAAAAGAGGAAAAUGUUGAUGAAUCUUAAAAUCAAAGGUGACUUUUUGAUAAGAGAGAAUGGAGCUUGCGAAAAUAUGAAAUGUGUAUAUAUCCCUUCUUAUGCUUGGAUUGCAAAUUUGAAUGGUGGAUAAAGUUUCACACUAAUAGCAUUGUUUAAAUGGUUUCCUUAUUUCCGUGUGUGUGCUUGUUUUUACAAGUACAUCUUGGCCAACAUUACAGAUCUUUGAUAUCUGUUAUUAGUGUGACUGUUUUGGAUUAGCAUAAAAUUCAAUGUUUCAUAUUUUAGCUGGUAGUGUUUGCUCUUGAAAUACAUAUUACCACAAGCAGACUAACCUUUUGCACAUUACAGUUCACGAUCAGGUUUAAUGAGCACAAAAUAUGUUUGUAGACAAUAGUACAAGGGGUUGGACACUGUAGGACUAUUGUAGUUUUGAUGCCCAAAGGCCACUUGCUGUGGUCUGGCUUCGAUGCACCUUUGCUUUAGAGAGUCCAAAUCCCAGAGCACAAUGUACGAACACCUGACUAACAAAUGAUCUAUAACACAAACUGCAAGAACAUAUAUUAAUAUCUAGUGGCUAAUACUAGAGUAAAAUAUGGUUAAAGUGAUUAAUCGUAUCUAAAUAUAGGAUGCAUUUUGCUGCCAUCAACAAUAGAAUGCAGAGUAAGUUCUUUAGUUCAGGGAGAACAACAGACAGGAGUGCCAGUGUCGUCCUGUACAAUCUGAAUGUCUGGCUGGUAACCAAUCCACUUUAUGAAUUGGUGUACUCCGCAAUGUGGUUCGUUCCAAACAGUGGAUUUGACUUUUAUUCUUGUCUAGCUGAUGAAAUUCUCCUUCGUCCUGGUCGAGUUUUCCCUUCAGAGAUAUUCUGCAGCAUACAGUCAGUAGUGAUGGAACAUGUGCAUUGAAUGUGAGCAGGAGGUUAGUGAUGCUUUAUACUCUACCACAUCAUAUGAACAUUGCACUAGGCUUGUCUCAGUAGGACAUAGCGGUCACUAGAUCAUGAUCACCAUAGGGUCUCUGGUUCUCGACUAGACCAAGAUUACUUUUUCUUGUGCUCUUUUCGAGCAUGCUUUGCUACUCUAGGCAAUGAUGAGGUCUGUGCCUCUGAUUAGGUGCAUUGUUGCUUUUGAAUAACCCCAGCCUGUCUCUUUUGGGCAUAUGCAGUCCAGAUUAUGUUAUGUAAACAUAUGUGGCUUGUCUCCUAAAAGAUUGAAGGGUAAAUGUUUUGGUUUUUAAGAAACUAAAUUAAAACCAAUCCCCAAAUUCCUGUUAACAAAAGUUUAAACGGACUACUUUACUUGGAUGGUUAACAUCAGUACUACUUGUACAAUUUAUCUUUCAAAACUUCUUUGGUGUUUGCUUGCCAGAACUUGUGGAAGAUACCAAAACUGUCAAGAUCUUCCAAAAAAAUGUGAAUCUGCAUAAAUACCAAAGGUAUCUGGUGACUGUAAAGAUACCUAUGACAGUAGACUUAAAUGACUUAUGGAUUAGGACAAUGGGGUCAGCCACUAGAUGCAUUUCCUAGUGAAAGCUUUAAAAAAAAAAAAAGUCUCUUUACAACAACGUUGGGGGGGUGGGUGGAAUAAUACAAGAUCCCCUAGCUUUUUAGAGCAGUUCCUGGACCUUGAAUUGGUGACUUUGUCUGACAUGGGCUUGUCGGGAUCAUCAGUAUCCUUGCAGGCUAGGACUGUUGGUGUUCAUAUGUAUAAUUCGGUUUGGAAGGUGUAUCUUUUGUGGUUUUCAUACGGUUCUUUUACAAGUUCUGUUUUCCUAGGAGUUUUUUUUUAUUUUUUUUUAACUUUUUGUAGAUGCUCUUGAAGAAAGUUUUCUGACCAUAAAAUAUUUCUGCACCCCUGUGCUUUCAUAAAUGUUUGACACAAAGUAUUUGGCGUUUGUUUAUCCUGUUACUCAUUCUUGGAGUCUGCAUUCUGAUUUUUUUUUUAAAUUUUUUUUAUUUUUUUGGGGGGGGGGUGGUUAUCAUGACACCCAAAGCCCAUCCCCAUCUGUGCCACAUACACAAUCCUACCACUGCAAUUCAAAGUGUAAAUAUUGCUUGUCAUUUCAAGUUUCAUGUCUUAGGAACUGAGCUUGAUGAGAUCAGAUUUAAUUCAAGUUGAUUUAAAUCAAUAGUCCAUAAUGCCCUAUCUAAAUCAUGCAACCCCAGACUCGCUCCAUAGAAUUGGACUCUGCCCUUUAACUCUGUAGCUACCAUUGUAUGACCUGUGGCAUCUGUCCACUCAACUCCUAAUGAUAGACCCCAUUCAAUAGAGGGUUACCCAUAAAAUACACAAAGCCAGAUACAAUACAGACACCCAUUUUCUACAAAGAACCCAGUACAAAAAACAGAUUAAAAUGCACAGCUCUGAGCGUAAUAUGGAUACUCCUACAAUUAACACAGCUGGCCACAACCUGGAUACAUAGAGCUUGGGUAGACUACAUAAAUACCCAUACAACAGGCAUAGCUGACACCAUACAAUGGCUCUGUAUAAUGCGUAAACCUGCUGACACAGGAGAUUUUGUGAGAUCUGUCCCAUGUGUUGGGUUUUGUUUUUUUACAUGCCUAGUAGCUCUCAAACAGCCACCAAUGGGGGGAGGGACUCGGCAAAAUUGACACCUAUUACAGAAUUAGACUUGGGUUUUACUCAUUUUUGGGGGGGGGACACACAGGCAAUGUGUAAUUUUAUUCUAUUCUAUUUUUUUAUUUCAUUUUUAUCUUUAUUUUUGUUGUGCACAGAUUAACAAACUGCCUCAGUACGCCACAACAGCGGUGUUGAGGUAUAUAGAAAUUCAAAAUGCAAUACCUAUACAAGGUGUGAAAUUUGCUAUUUAGGCACAAUGUUUGUUUUAAGGUAAGAUAGAGUAAUGUCAGGCUAGUGAGAUCAAGAAUAGUAGGCUGAGUAAGUUUGAGCUGACCACCCAUUGGACCUGAGUUCGCAGGAUGUGCUUCACAGGUAAGCAUGCUGGGGGGGUUUGUGGAGCACUUGUAGGAAGCCUGUGGUGCAACUUAUCCCUGAAGCAUUAGAAGAGGAUGUCCAGCCUGGACAGGACGUCGUUCACCGUGAAGGCCGCACCUGUAUACGCCUGUGGAACCUGCGUGCCUGCCACCAUCUUGAGGUCGGCCCCUCUGCACACUGCAGCCUGGGGUAAAGUGAGUCUGAGUGCGGGUAGGCGUUGGCUGCUGUGGAGGUGGAGACCGGGAUAACCCCCGCCGGUCCAAAAGGGGGGUGGGGGGGAUGCAGAGCUCAACCGCCGUUCUUCUAGUUCUUCACCAUUUGAGAUUGUGCCUUCCUUCUCUUUUUAACCCCUUAAGGACCAAACUUCUGGAAGAAAAGGGAAUCAUGACAUUCACACGUCAUGUGUCCUUAAGGGGUUAAGCCGCCUGCUUGGAAUAUAUACCAUAAACAAGUGGUUUUCAACCACUGGUUCGCGGACCGGCAAUAAAUUGCCGCAAAAUAUUUGCCCGGUGCUAUGAUUAUAGCACCGGGAACCGUGCCUCCCUCUUCCUUGCCGGCUCUGCAGGACCGGAAGGGAGAUCAGAGACCGCUCGCAGUGGGAUGCUGGCAGGGGAGGGAGAGAGGACCCGGGGGAGCUCUAACUUGCAGCUCAGCUGGUUCUCUUCGAGCUCGGAUCUUUGCAGUUACCACAGCAACUCUCCGAAUCCUGCAAGAGUGAACUCUAGUAGCUCCUAAGGUUGCUAGAGUUCACUCUCACCACUUGGACCGCAAGGGCCGUUCCCCCGGAACACCAGGGAUCGCAUGAAAUGUUCCCCCCCUCCCAGGCAGGGAGGGGGGGAUAUAUAUAAAAAAAAAAAAAAAUUAUAUAUAGUAAUAUGCCCUCCAUCCAUACACACACACUGCAUCCCAUUGGUUUUUAUUUCUGGCUGAUGCUGGUCCACAAAAUAUUUCUCCUUUUUUCGCUGGGCCGCGGGUGCUAAAAGGUUGCUCAACACUGGCAUAAACUAUUUACUAAUUGCAACUUGUCUUGAAUCUGCAGUUUGUUUUCCUUUUAUCGUUUAUUUGGUAAUGACUUAAUUUAUUUUGUUCAUACAGUCCUUUUGUUUUGUUUUUUUUGUUUUUUUUCUAAUUACAGAAAAUUGCCAGUUGACAAAAGAUUCUAUUCAGAUUGGAAAGAUAGUUUAAAAUAUAGUUUAUGUAUCAGGCAUUCCAGAACUGAAAAUUAUGAUGUAUCUAAAUGUUUGUUCUUAAACAUUGUGUAUUUAUGUGUAUGUAUAAUCUUUUAUGUUAAAUCGCAAUUGUCUUUUUAAUUCUUGUUUUUCAUUCCCAGAGUUACUCAGUGGGUCUGUACCUGGUAAGACAAAGAACUUCAUCUGAACUCUUGCAGAGGUUGAAAACUAUUGGUGUCAAACACCCUGAGAUAUGCAAAACCCAAGGUAAGAAAAAAGGCAAUACUGUAUUAUGCAGAGUUGACACUUUUUAUGUUUAUGCUUUGAAGCAGUAGUGUUCAUUUUCCUCCCGUAUCUUUUCAGUCCGAGAGAAGUUGCGUCUGGACCCGGACAGUGAGAUAGCCACCACAGGAGUCAGAGUAUCCCUGAUAUGUCCGGUAAGAUUUACAAGGAGAAACCAUGCGAAAAUUCAGCAAUAAGAGUUCAGAGAAGUCGGUCAAAACACCGCCAUAACGAUAUCCUCUGAACAGCUAGCUGCUCCUAGACUGCAAAAUAAUAGAACUUGUUAGUACUUUGACAAGACUUCACUGAGAACGUGACAACGUCAUCUAAUCUAAUAAAUGAAGGCUAAUGAACAAUUUAACAAAUUAGGGGAAGUUACUAAAAGUGGUAAGCACAUAAUCCAAUCAAGGGAGAUGAUGAGGAGGGUUUGUCCUAGAGACCUAACUAAACAAGUCAUUCAGUUACUUCAUUGUUUAUCAAAUGCACUGGGUUUGUCUAAGCGUUCCAGGUUCUUUAUUGUAUGGCUCUGUAAAACCAUAUACUACUUAAAUGAAGAUUAGGUUCAAUGGUUAGGUUGCAGUUUAUUAUGGAAGAUGUUUUUAUUUUUUUUUAUUUUUUCUAGUCUGUUUUGUUUGCUGCAGGGUUGUGUGCUUCAACUCUAUUUGUAAAACAAACACCUCUGACUCCUUAAUUUUUGGCACCUCCAGCUAUUCAUAUACACUAAUGGCUAAAAUUGUGGAAUCCAUUUGGAUAAAUGGUAUUUCUAAGGUUUGGCUCAAUAACAAGUAGUUUUUUAUUUUAUUUUUUAUUUCCUAUUAGAAAGGUAAUGUCAUGCAGUAUGUAGUGUUGAAUUAGCUAUAUUCCAUCAAAGUUAUAGAUAAAUAACGGAAAAAAGAACACAUCUGCUUUUUGUAACAUGAAGGGGAUUUGCUUGACUCAAAACGGACACUCAGAGAAAUCCAAUCUUAUUUGUCAAUCAGGUCUUACGACACCGAUAGGGUUCGUAUGUCUGCUCUCCGAGCUAAUAGAACUCCUACUCUGUUACGAGUGGUUUUUGUUUACUGGUUUGUUGGCCAUGGAAUUUUCUAUUCCGUAAUAACUUCAUCUUAACAAGAUACAGUUUACCGAGUGAAAAGAGCUGACUGGUAACCUAUAAAGUGAUGUAAAAUAACUUUUUCAUAAGAAAAGUAGCUGUAAGUCUAAAGAAAGGCGUUAUUUCUAAAUUCUGAGUUUUAAAUUAAGUCUGCAAAUACCUCUGGUAGGAAAAGAUGCACAGCAGCAUGUAGUGAUAGAACAAUUAAAACCUGUGUUUAAGUGACAGAAUAAAAUGAUCUGAGCCAAUCAAUGGAAAUGUAAUUGUCUGUGUGGUUUGAAGAUGGUUGCUAGCACUGUUAGCUGCCGAGUCAGACUUUGGUUUAAAUUCUAGAAUUCCAAUGAAAAAGCCAUUUCUAUCUUCCAAACAAGGAAGAGAUCAGAAUGGUCUAAAACACCGUUAAUUAUUUGGAGGAACAAUGGGAUGCUCACCUGGAGUGAUGAGACAAGAAUAUCAAUAUUUGCUAGUGAUAGCAUAAAGUACGUGAGCAAAUGAAUAGGUCCUAAAUACAUUGCAGGUACCAGGAAGCAUUCAGUUAGCAUCAUGAUCUCCAGUUGUAUGACAACAAAAGGUGUGGGCAGAUUAUAUGGAUCGUAAUGUAAAUGACAAAAAAUAAAUCUGCAAUAUACUUGAGCGGCAACUGAAGCCUUCGACAUGUGAUCCUUUCAAGCAUAAUGAAGCCUAUACAUUGCAGCAGAAUUCAGUUGUCAUUUUGCUGUUCUGUGGAAUGAGUGAUUUCAGGAAAAUUAUAAUACAGUGCUAAAAGGGCCAGUAUUGGUCCUGACCUGAUUAUAAAACCUAUUUUAAAAUGUAAUUUUUAAAUUUAUUUAUUUUUUAAUAGUGUUGCAUUGUAUUUUGCCUUAAAUUAGCUUUAUAAUCUAUAAUGUAUUAUUCUAAAGGACUGUUAUGAACAAUUGAACCUUCAGAAAUACACAUUCCACAAUUUUGGCCACUGGUGUAUAAUUAUAUUCUGAUUACCAGAUUACAGUUAAGUACAAGUCAGACACCAUAGAACCAUGCACACUCAGGUACUUGAGAAAAGAAUUGUUUGAGUGUGUUUAUACUACACAAACUCCACAGCACCGUUUCGGUUACUAAAGCAUUAGAAAGAAUUUAAUUAGCUUCCAACACUUUUGUUAAGCGUUCAGUAUUUCAGUUUUCCUACACACUGUAUUUGAAUCAUACAUUUCAAGUCCCCAUCUGCCUUAAUUUUUCCAUAAGCGCGCUUCAUAUCUGUUUUUUAUUUUGUAGUUGGUGAAGAUGCGCUUGACUGUACCCUGCCGUGCAGAGACCUGUGCUCACCUCCAAUGCUUUGAUGCAGUCUUCUACCUGCAAAUGAAUGAAAAGAAACCAACAUGGAUGUGUCCAGUGUGCGACAAACCUGCCCAAUAUGACCAGCUUAUUAUAGAUGGGUGAGCAUUGUAUCUUGGUUUAUUUAGGGACUGUGACGGUAACGUUUAAGUGAGAUUGGUAAGAACUCAAUUGUCUUGUUUUAGGCUCUUAUCAAAGAUACUCAGCGAAUGCCGAGAUGCAGAUGAGAUAGAGUUCAUGGUGGAUGGAUCCUGGUGUCCUAUAAAAGCAGAAAAAGAGAGGAGCUGUAGCCCUGUCUGCCCUAUUCUGGAUUUGGGUAAGUUGAUUGUCUUUUACCUUUCAUUUAGCACGUCUUGUCUUGCCACAAAUGUGUUUUCUCUCAUUUUGUCUUAAUCUCCAAUGCUAGUUUAUAUUAACGUUGUUUUCUUAAGUGGCCUAGUGUUUAAUGGUGUUGUGUGUGUUUUUGUUUCUUUUCUCCCUUGUGGCAGGUUCUCCUGAAAUUACAGCAAAACUUCCCCCUCCAAGCAACCCAAUAUCCAAUGAGAAUGGAAAGCCUGGGCCAGAUGUAGUGGACCUAACACUUGAUAGCACUUCAUCUUCAUCAUCCUCUUCUGAAGAAGAGGAGGAAGAGGAAAGUCCUCCACAGAAGAGGCGAUGCUUUGAAAAAGGACUUCUGUCAGCCUGCUGAUGUCCUUCACCACCAAUCAGACUAAAAACCACACAUUGCAGGCAUAGACACAGGGUGGGGGUUGUGUCCCCAGUCCUAUGAAACCCUUUAUGAAUCACUACUUUCUCAAAGUCCCUUUCACCUAUUAAACCCAAUAAGAGGCAUAGAAAAUCACGUUCAGCUGGAAAUGGGUUAAAUAUUAAUCCAAUUAAUGUCCACUCUUUGAACUUUUCCCCCUUUUCUUUAAUUGCUAUUCUAAACUGAUUCUCGGGAGAGGGCUCGGAAUACAGACUCAAAAGGGAGAUGACCAUUCCAUGCAUCCUUUGCGACCAUCUCCUAUUCCUCCCUUCCGCCAGCUUGUACUAUUAGACAGCAUAUUCUCUUGUCUGCUCUGUGAUGUACUCUGGAGGGGUUGUAAUGAUAAACAAGAUAGUGUUUGCUCAUUAUUAGAGCUAUCGAAUGGUGUGAAUAUUUUGGUGGAGAAGAUGGACUUCAGAAGAGUAUUGAGCUAUAAAUCCUUAGAUCUAGGAUUGUGUCUGCAAUUGAGGAAGUAGAGAAGCAGUUUGUGUUUAGUUCUCCUGUUACAGAAAUGUAAGGGGAAACACGCUUUUAUUCAUUGUCCUUAGUGAUAUGCAAAAAGCGGGUGUGUUUAUAUUUUCUUGGGCAAUACCUGGGUGGAAGGGUCUACGCAAUGCUUUCAAUUCAACUACCUCUCUGCUAUUCAGGUUUUAUUUCUGUGUUAAGGGGAGAGGUUAUUGCUGCUCUACACACGUUCUCUUCCCUUUUUACAUCUUCCACUCAAAACGCCACCCUGCUGUCUAUAAUACAAAAUUUUGAACACACCCACUAUUGUCUCUUUGUUCUCAAAAUCUUUCACUCAAACUUUUUGUUCAACAUUUUGGGUGGAAAACUAGUUCUGGAUGGGCAGACACUCCUACGACCCACAGUUUAGGGUAAAUGUUCUAAAAUGCCGUGCAGAGAUCUUACUGGUCAUUCCCAUUAUAGAGAAGCAGGGGGUGCACAGUAAAAAAAUAUCCUGUUCUCAUGCUACUGUUCUGACUUUUUUUUUUUUUAAUGUGCUACAAGGAAUCAUACAUAACCACCACACCUGGAAAAAAAAACGGUUUUGUUUUGGGUUUUUUUUUUUUUUUUAAUUAAUAUAAUUGAAAUACCUUUUAUCUGGGCUACCACUUUAGAAUUGGGUAUUUAAAAAACAAAGAAAAAAGGUCUCUCUUUAUAGAACCUGUAACUUGAUGGUUUUCAUUCCUUUGUUCCCAGAUUUUGUUUUUUCCUUUUUGUAUGUCUUGUUUAUUGUGGUAAUAUAUUGCAGGAUAUGAUGCAGCUGGUUCAGGAUCCGCCUCCGCAUGAUAUCAUUGUCUUUCCUUUUACUUGUUUAACAGAAUUGCUUUUAAAACUUUCUGAGCAGUCUCUGGAUUCUGGAGCAGUUUUAUUUUCUUUUGUGUUUUUUUUUUUUGUUUUUUUUUUUUUAAUACAUGGUAAUUUGUUUGCAAAAUCUUUUGAAAUUUUUUAUUUUAUUCUAUUAUCUCUGUACAUUCCCCCUGAAGAUAAGAUUAAAAAAAACACUCAUGAAGAUAGUGUUUGUUACAAUAAAAUGAUUUACAAUUACACAAGCUGUGUAAGUAUGUUCCCCAAAUAUGUUUAUCCAUGCAGAUAGAUAAUCCACACUAAACAUCGUUUGAAAUAUAACUUUUUAGAUUUGUACCUUAGUUUGGCAAGCUCCAUCUAAUGGGUAUAUAACUCAUCUUCCACCUCUAUCUUCUACAAAUCCUGCACUGUGUAUAAAAUUGGUUUUGUUGAAUGAAAGUAGAGCCUAAAUAUAUAGUUGGGUUCUAUCAUUUAAAACCUAGAUUGUUAUCCAAAUACUUUGCAUAGACCCCAUGGCACUUGACUACUGAAAAAUCUAACCACAACCUCAACAUAUAGCGCCCUACACUUCUAGAAUGCUUGCAUUGUCCUGCAAAGUUUAACCCCUCAUGUUUAUUUUAUAGUCCUGAAGUGGGCUAACUUUCAUCCUUUGUAAUUUGAAAGCAAUGCAUUGCCUUGCCAAGUCAAACUGUAUGGACUGCCGAGUUGCGUGGAUGUGACCUAUUGAAUAAUUGCAUCUGUUCAGCAGUUGUGAAAAGGUACAUAUAUUUUGCUGUUAAAAUGGAGUGCGAAGUAUUAAAAUAGAACAUUUAAUGUUUAAAAAAAAAAAAAAAAAUUAUGUAUAAAGAGCAUUUCUGGGAAAAGUUCUAAAAUGGAGCAGUUGGGUAGAAAAUGCUGUUUUGUUUUUUUUUUUUGUUUUUUUUUAUGGUGAUUGCUCCACAUUUCAAUUUAGAAAAAUGUUUUGUCUUAAUUUUUCUAUUUUUCCAUAAAAUACUUUGUCUUAAUCAAGGAUGUAGGUGACCAGACCAUUGUCUCUGCUUAUCUCGUGUUUAUCAUUGGAUUAAAUUACAUUCUAUCCCGUAUAACAUUAGCUCAUGGAUGUAAGGCUUUUCACAACCUUCCUAUUACAUCGAUGAAAAAGACUUCCAUUCUUUGAUGUUUUCUACCAUUUCAUUGACCAUGCCUUUCUGACUCACAUUAAAGCUUUUGUGGCUCUUGCCUAGAGAGAAACAUGUUGCAUUUCUUCCUUAUAACUGUUAAUUCCUGGACAAUUCAUGCCCAUCUGUGCUUAGUCAUCAUCCCUCUUUGUCUAGUAUCCUAGCAAAAGGAGUUUUUUUUGUUUGUUUUUUUCGGUUGAAGCUCACCUGGUUUUACACUGAUCUUGAAGGAUGACUUCUUGGUAUUCAUCCAGCAUGUACGAUAAACUGCUCCCCUAAGAUAACCUUGCAUUGACCUUUAAUAUGCUUGUACAUAGUUGUUGCCUAUUCGGUGCCUCUUUUCUAGUGUAAAUAAACCCAGUUUGGCUAGACUCUUCCAUUCAUUUUAUACAAUUUGUAGUCUCUUUUUACUCUUCCCUCCUACAUAUCUUUCUAAAUGUUGCCCAGAAAACUCUGCUCUCCCUAACCGUAAAAUUUCACACACUACUCUUACAUCAGUAUAUUUUUCAUAACGGAAGAUAAUAUGUGUGGC
Molecule: messenger RNA, 33629 nt
Organism: Pelobates cultripes (western spadefoot toad)
Lineage: Eukaryota; Metazoa; Chordata; Amphibia; Anura; Pelobatidae
Source: the annotation of a GenBank genome assembly